AUGAGUAAAAUCACGAAAGAUACACUUCAAGAAGCCAUUGCCGCCAUUCUUUCUUCUUCUAGGAAGAAGAAGAGACGGUUCAUUGAAUCUGUAGAACUCCAGAUUGCCUUGAAGAACUAUGAUCCCCAAAAGGACAAGAGGUUUUCUGGCACGGUCAAGCUGAAGUACAUCCCUCGUCCCAAGUUAAGAGUUUGCAUUUUGGGUGACCAGCAGCACAUGGAUGAAGCCCGGGCCAACCAUAUCCCUUGUAUGGAUGCUGAUGCCCUUAAAAAGUUGAACAAAAACAAGAAAUUGGUCAAAAAGCUUGCCAAGAAAUAUGAUGCUUUUCUUGCAUCUGAUUCUUUGAUUAAACAGAUUCCCAGAAUACUUGGUCCUGGUCUCAAUAAGGCUGGCAAGUUCCCUACCCCCAUCUCUCACGCUGAGUCUAUGAAUGGCAAAGUGGAGGAAACCAAAGCUACCAUCAAAUUCCAGAUGAAAAAGGUUUUGUGCCUGGCUGUCUGUGUUGGUCACGUGAAGAUGAGUGCAGAUCACCUUUAUUCAAAUAUCAGUCUUGCCAUCAAUUUCUUGCAACACAUAAAAAGGCAGCAAAAAUCCCCCUAUCUAUCUAUUCAUCUAUCUAUCUAUCUAUCUAUCUAUCUAUCUAUCUAUCUAAAUCUUUUUCCCCUCUACUAUCUAUCUAUCUAUCUAUCUAUCUAUCUAUCUAUCUAUCUAUCUAUCUAUCGAAAUCUUUUCUCCUCCACUAUCUAUCUAUCUAUCAUCGAAAAUUUUCCCCCCACCAUUCUAUCUAUCUAUCUAUCUAUCUAUCUAUCUAUCUAUCUAUCUAAAUAUUUUCCCCCACUAUCAUCUAUCUAUCUAUCUAUCUAUCUAUCUAUCUAUCUAUCUAUCUAUCUAUCUAUCGAAAUCUUUUUCUCCUCCACUAUCUAUCUAUCUAUCGAAAAUUUUCCCCUCCAUCUAUCUAUCUAUCUAUCUAUCUAUCUAUCUAUCUAUCUAUCUAUCUAUCUAUCUAAAUCUUUUUCCCCCACUAUCUAUCUAUCUAUCUAUCUAUCUAUCUAUCUAUCUAUCUAUCUAUCUAUCUAUCUAUCUAAAUCUUUUCCCCCUCUACUAUCUAUCUAUCUAUCUAUCUAUCUAUCUAUCUAUCUAUCUAUCUAUCUAUCGAAAUCUUUUUCUCCUCCACUAUCUAUCUAUCUAUCUAUCUAA
This is a messenger RNA of Acanthosepion pharaonis, 1197 nucleotides long. The record is from the annotation of a GenBank genome assembly. NCBI's taxonomy places the organism in Eukaryota, Metazoa, Mollusca, Cephalopoda, Sepiida, Sepiidae.